Saprolegnia diclina VS20 is the source of this 632-nucleotide messenger RNA. RefSeq lists its product as hypothetical. NCBI's taxonomy places the organism in Eukaryota, Oomycota, Saprolegniomycetes, Saprolegniales, Saprolegniaceae. The transcript has 3 exons. Bases 6 to 632 code for a protein of 208 amino acids. The record is from RefSeq and is a predicted model, not a curated record.
CAACAAUGAGCCAGAACCAGUGGACGGCUGCUGAGCGUGCGGCCCUCAAGCGUCUCGACCCCGACGGCACGACGUGGAAGCUGAUCGCGACAGGCUUUCCCGGCCGCAGCGCUGCCAGUUGCCGCCAGAAAUGGUUAACUAUCACUGGCAACACGAACAAGCGCAUUUGGAGUCGGGACGAAGACGCCCGACUCUGCUACGCUUUGAGCGUCACCACCAAGUGGCCCAAGAUCGCCACGAUCGUCGGGACGCGCAAACAAUGCCAGAGCCGGUGGCAGCGGAUGGGCGAGAAAGGACUCGCGAUCAAGUGCAGCGUCAAGCCCAGCGGUCGUCCCGUCCUGAGAAAGACGGCGAAGGCACUCUCCACGACGCCGGACGACACGGUCUUGGACGUAUACGCACAAAUUGAAGCCAUGGACCUCAACUGGAACAACAUCGCGCCAGCGCCCAUCGGCUCGGACUACGUCGCCCGCAGCUUUGCUUCGAUGGAUGAAAUUGCGAUGCGGUUGCCGGCACAGGCUGCGACGGCGCCAGCCGAUCUUGUGUCGCUGUCGACGACGGUCGCGUCGCCUGACGAGCAUUUGAGCCAAGCCGAAGUGGACUAUUGGUCGGCGCUUGUGGUCCACGCCUAA